AUGAGCACCAACAGCACUCACGAAGCCACAGAGACGCCUGCACCGCGCCGCUCGCCGCCUCGUCGCCGCAUCGCCUCCGGCGAGCUCCUCUUCGUCCGCCUCGAAACUCCGCGCACCUUGCCCGCCUACCCAUCGUUCCGCAACCGCCUGGCAGCGACAGACACCUGGAACAACCAUAAUUCCGGCGAGGCUCUUUCCCCCGCGGCCAGCUCGCCUCGCUACUCCACCUCCCCUUGGCACCCUGACAGCGAGUUUUCCUUCGACCGCGCCGACUCGAUCGCCAGUACCUCCUACAGCAAUACGUCCUUGGCCUCCUCAACCACCAGCAAGCGGCGCCACUCAACCAGUUCGAGCGAUACCUUGAGCUGGCGCGAAAAGCAGGCGAGGCAAUCGGCGGCGGCUGAAGCGGUCAGGGAAGCAGUCUCGAAAGGCACGCUCGACGCCAACUCGUACACGGACGGCCAGCUCUACAGCAUCAAGGCGGAAGCGGAGAAGCACAGCACGGCGCCGGCGAGGGAUGAGGGCGGAGGUUCGCACAAAGGCAAGAAGCGCAGGAGGACGAGUGGGCUCGAAGGUCGCGAGGGACAGAUCGCUCACGCCGUCAAGAUCAGGCGCUUGGAGGAGCCGCCGCAUAACGAAGCGGACUCCGAGGAUGGGUCGGCGGAGCGGGUCGAGGAGGUCGAGGUCGACCUGACGAAGCUGCUGGGCAUGUAG
Rhodotorula toruloides NP11 is the source of this 714-nucleotide messenger RNA. RefSeq lists its product as uncharacterized. The record is from RefSeq and is a predicted model, not a curated record. Bases 1 to 714 code for a protein of 237 amino acids. The transcript has a single exon. NCBI's taxonomy places the organism in Eukaryota, Fungi, Basidiomycota, Microbotryomycetes, Sporidiobolales, Sporidiobolaceae.